AAACGGAACACUUGUGUAUAAAUACGUUGAAAAACGUACUUUUCAUAAUAGUUCACUUUAAAAAAUCACAUAAGUAACAACUCUAUUUUUCAGUAGUUACGUUAUACAUCAGGAACCAAUUAUUUUGUUGUAAAAUGUCUCUGGUGCCAUUGUUUUUCCGAGACUGGUGGGAAGAUUUCGAACGCGAGCGAUUACCAAGACGAUUAUUGGACCAACACUUUGGUCUGGGGUUGCAUAGAGAUGAUCUGUCCAAUUUGACGUCUACUCUCGCUUCGCCUUCUCUGAGAUCGGCCACAUACUACAGACCAUGGCAAGGUGUACUUAACAGGCAAAAUAGUGGUACAUCCAAUCUUAAGUUUGAUGAAAAACAAGUGCAAGUCAUAUUGGACGUCCAACAAUUUGGACCCGGCGAGAUUACAGUUAAAACGUCAGAAGGAGCAAUAAUUGUAGAAGGAAAACAUGAAGAGAAACAAGACGAGCAUGGUUUUAUAUCUAGACAAUUUAAAAGAAGAUAUUUAUUACCUAAAGAUGUGGAUAUCGAAAAAGUUGUUUCAAGCUUGUCUUCGGAUGGAAUACUAACAGUCAGCGUCCCUAAAAAGGAAACCCAAGUAACAGGUGAACGCAGUGUACCAAUUAUUCAAACAGGAAUACCAGCAGCAAAAGCAGUUGAAGCUGUGAAAAAUGAGGAAACUCCCAUAGUUACUGAAAUUAAAGUUGAACAUCAAUAACUUUGUUCAUUUAUAUUUUAAUUAUAAAUUAUGCUAUUAAUACAUUUUGAAUAAUAUUUUAUUUAUAAAAAAUUCUUUGAUAAGUUUAGUAAAUGUGAUUAUUUAUUUUUUUAUGUGCCAAAUUAAUAACAAUAUUUGUUCAAUGACUAAGCCGCUAAGCCUCUACAAGUCACAACUCAAAUCAGGGGUCAAUGAUACAUUCAAUAUUUUGGACAAGGUAGCUUUUGAAUAUAUUAGAUUACAAAACUAAUUUUGCUCUAUUUACUCUUAUUAAGUAUAUACUAUGUCAACUCAUAGUAAAAAAGAUCUAUCAAUAAUAUUAGAUUAUAAAAUCGUUUUGUUAAAACCAAUUACUUUAUUGGUAUAUCAUUACUUAACAUUAAAUACAUAUUUUUAAAUUGUAACUUAUGAUAAAUACAAUUUGUUUUAUUUUU
Messenger RNA from Myzus persicae (green peach aphid), 1162 nucleotides. Its product is annotated as protein lethal(2)essential for life-like. The transcript is spliced from 3 exons. Gene Ontology annotation, biological process: response to heat; protein refolding. Gene Ontology annotation, molecular function: protein folding chaperone. Bases 135 to 728 code for a protein of 197 amino acids. The record is from RefSeq and is a predicted model, not a curated record. NCBI's taxonomy places the organism in Eukaryota, Metazoa, Arthropoda, Insecta, Hemiptera, Aphididae.